Molecule: messenger RNA, 2118 nt
Organism: Alternaria burnsii
Lineage: Eukaryota; Fungi; Ascomycota; Dothideomycetes; Pleosporales; Pleosporaceae
Product: cytochrome p450
Exons: 6
Coding region: 1-2118 (705 amino acids)
Molecular function (GO): monooxygenase activity; oxidoreductase activity, acting on paired donors, with incorporation or reduction of molecular oxygen; iron ion binding
Source: RefSeq, a predicted model, not a curated record
AUGUCACUUCCCGUCUGGCUCCUAGCCGUGCUUUUGGGGCUCAUACUAUACUUGUCAACCUACAUCGUAUAUCAGCGAUUCUUGCAUCCACUAGCCAAGUUCCCAGGCCCUUUCUUCGCAUCUCUUACAGAUCUUUGGCAGGUCUCUGAGUUUCUCUCCCUGAAGCAGCCGUACAAUCUGACUGCUCUCCACGAGAAAUACGGCCAGUUCGUCCGGUAUGGCCCGGAUAAGAUUAGCACUACAGCUGAAGAUGCUAUACCGAUCAUUUAUCAAAAGGGCGGUAGAAUGUUCCCGAAAACCGAGUUUUACGAUGCCUAUGGAUCGCACAUUCCGAACAUCUUUGGGAUGCGUGACGAAUCGAAACAUUCUGUCAGACGACGAAACAUGUCUUACAGCUUCUCCGCCUCGUCUGUAAAGAAGAUGGAAGACCUCUUGGACGAGAACGUCAAGAUCUUGAAGCAGAAAUUAUGCAAAUAUGCUGAAAGUGGCGAGGCUGUUGACCUCAAAAGGCUCUUCAAGUUGUAUACCAUUGAUGUUCUUGGCGAGUUAGCUUUCAGUCGGUCCUUUGCAGUUCAGGAAACUGAUGAUGAGUCCCGCGUACCACCGGUAGUCGAGCAUAGCUUGCUCGCGGCAGUGACUGGGGCAUGGCCUGCAAUGACAUUCAGGCUGAAACGAUGGCUUCCAAAGGUGCCUUCCCAAACCUUGAGACGAUUGUUCGAGGGCCGUGCAGCCGUUGCGAAACUGGCAGCAACGUGCGUUCAAGAGCGACUCACAGCCCUACGGAAUGCUAAAGACCUCGACGAUGAUGCAGCCGCACCAGAACGGAAAGAUCUCUUGACCAGCCUCAUUCUGGCCAAAGAUCCUGACACCGGAGAGAGGUUGUCUCAGAUCGAUCUCGAGGCUGAAGCGUUUGGUUUCAUCAUUGCGGGAACCCACACUACGAGUGCUACCACUUCACUACUCUUUUACCAUCUGCUGGAAGCUCCCCAAAUCAUGAGAAAAUGCGUGACUGAGAUUGACUCUCAGCUCCCGGCGUUGUGUGAAGACAAACCAGCAUAUGCGCUUGCGGAGGUCGAGGCUUCACUCCCUUUUCUCCGGAAAUGCGUCAAAGAGAAUUUCCGCGACACCCCAGUCUUCACAAUGCCAUUGGCUCGCAGAGUCCUUACUCCUGAGGGUGUAACCGUAGGAGGCGAGCACAUUCCCUUUGGGACCUCGAUUGCAGUUUGCAACCAUGCGUUUCACCACAAUCCAGCUGUCUGGGGCGAUGACCAUGCCAUUUUCGAUCCGGAUCGAUGGGAUCAGCCUGAAACGGUAGCGCGUGGACGCUAUUUGAUGCACUUUGGUCUUGGUGGUAGGCAAUGUAUUGGGAAGACACUUGCGCAGACAAACAUAUAUAAGCUGACGAGUACUCUACUCCGGGAGUUCGCUUUCGAGUACAUCAGGACAUACGCGCAGCUCGCAAAGAGAGUCAAGAACCUCGAGGCCCAAUUGCUAUGGACAUCAGCGUUUUCGGAUAAACCUCUUCAAGCUGUGCCUGAGCCAUUGGAUAGUCAGGAUGAGUCUGCCGUGGAUCUGUUGGCGACGAAAGCUUUUGACGAUUCACCACAACAAGACAUUGGCUAUUUCGGGCCUACCUCAAAUCAUGCUUUUUUCAGGCGACUGACCGAUGCUUUGACGCAAAGGUUACCCAUGUUAUGCCGGUGCGCUGGACAGGAUAUUAUCCUCUUAUCUACCAGCUUCCUCGACCAAAGACACUCAAACACUGCAAAGCCACCCUUGGAACCACUCCCGCAGCACAAUCCCACCAAUCCACAGUCUAGAAGUCAUGAUGUUGCGUCAAAUGAUCGAGAUCUGAAUGGUUUGAUGAAUAGCUUCUUCGAAGCCCAAGGUUCAGUCUUGCCAUAUGUCGACAAACACGCAAUCAGCUUCAAUGGAGCCCAUUCCUUCCUGGAAUUGUUUCACAACAGCUCGAACGCCAAGAAAGCGUUGUUGAAUGUCAUAUUUGCUCAUGCGGCACUUACCAAGUCAUGUCCAGAGGCCGAGAUAUUUUACCGCCGUACGCUUGCACUUCUCGAUGGAUUGUCUCUUCGUGGCUCCAGUCUGGAACUUGGUAUGUGA